This is a messenger RNA of Kogia breviceps (pygmy sperm whale), 1862 nucleotides long. The record is from RefSeq and is a predicted model, not a curated record. Lineage: Eukaryota; Metazoa; Chordata; Mammalia; Artiodactyla; Physeteridae.
UUCCCGGCGUGCUGGCUGCAGGCCGGGGCGGGGAGGAGGUGGUCGGCCCUCGCCGCUCUGGCUCCCUUGGCUCCCCCGGUCCCCGGAUGGUGACGGCGGCGCGGGGAGACGCUAGACUAGGCGGCCCUGUCGAGGCACGCGUAGCGCUCGCAUGCUUUGCCCCGCGCGCCUUGGAACCCCUCGGGGCUCGAGUCUCUCGCGUCCCCGCCGCCGCGCGCCCUUCCUGCCGUGCCCGGGUCCGCACGCCGGGAGCGCGGCUCGGUCCGUGCUCCGCCCCGGAGACCACGUGUACUGGCGAUUUCGCGCGCUGUUUAAUUAGCUGCGAGUUCUAAUGUGGCGUUUUUCUGUUUUUAAUGCAGAGACCAGUAAUUCGUUAUGGAGCAUGCUAUUACCCCGUUGGAACCCCUGCUUCCCACUGGGAGUUUGAAAUACUGCCUUGUGAUUCUGAAUCAGCCUUUGGACAAAUGUUUUCGUCAUCUUUGGUGCAAAGCUUUCUGCCUGAAUUCAUCAGUGGAGACUUUGAUUCUAUUAGGCCUGAAGUUAGAGAAUACUACGCUAUUAAGGGAUGUGAAAUUAUUUCAACUCCUGAUCAGAACCAUACUGACUUUACCAAGUGCCUUGAAGUGCUCCGAAAUAAGAUAGAAGAAAAAGACCUACAGGUAGACAUGAUUGUGACCUUGGGAGGACUUGCUGGGCGUUUCGACCAGAUUAUGGCAUCAGUGAGCACUUUGUUCCAAGCGACUCGAAUCACUCCUUUGCCAAUUAUCAUAAUCCAAGAGGAGUCUCUCAUCUACCUGCUCCAACCGGGAAAGCACAAAUUGCAUGUAGAUACCGGAAUGGAAGGUGAUUGGUGUGGCCUUAUUCCUGUUGGACAGCCGUGCAAUCAGGUUACGACAACAGGCCUAAAGUGGAAUGUCACAAAUCAUAGGAUUAGUUUCGGAACACUGGUCAGCACUUCCAAUACCUACGAUGGAUCUGGUGUUGUGACUGUGGAAACAGACCGUCCCCUCCUCUGGACCAUGGCCGUCAAAAACACCCAUGACUGACCUCCACAGCUGUGCCUCUGACCUCAUUUGCCAACAACUUCAUGCUCCACAAGAACAGUUCACCUUGGUUGGCAGGAAUCUAAACCUGUCCCUGAGAAGCCCGCUACUUUUAAAUAUGUUGAUGUUUAGAUCAUCCAGGUACCCUUAUGAAUGACCGAUCUCAAUUGUACAGUGAGGGGGGGAAAUCAUUAUUUCUUAAGAAAGUAAAUUACACGCAGUUGGAAAACUCAUGUGGAUUAUUCCGCUCUAAAAUUCAGGACUGAUCAUCCUUAUGUUAUUAAUCAUUCCAUGUAUCCUAGAAAACUGUUUUUAAGUUUGAAGCUGAGAAGGCUCUGUUGAGGCUCCGUGGUGUCCAGCACAUCAGCCUCCUCCUGUUCAUCCUUAGUUGCUUAACCAAAGGCUACUUCUGUCUAAUAAUACGAGCUCUCUCUGUAGUAUAUGUACUCCCUUUCACUGAAACAAUAAUUCCUUCUAGCUUGGGAUGCUAGAACCGCACCAUUUUAUUCUGGCCUUAAUGGGUUUUAGUAUGAUCUUUUCAUAAUAAAUUUUAAAAAUCAUUGGCCUGAUGAUUAAAAUUUACAACGGGUAGAACCUGCCCCGCAGCUUUACAGAGCGCAAACCCCGUGUUGCCCUAAGGAAAGGGACCCGCAGCUCUCUUCUUUCUGGUGCUACAGCAGAGUGACGGCUGCGCUGUAAGUGGAGAGUGAAAGUGGGAUUGGUGAGCUAGCAUAUAGUCAGUCAUUAGCGCUAACUGUUCAUAAUUUAUGCAAAUAUAUGUGAAAUUGAAUCCAGAUGUCAAAUAAAAAUAUUUAGUUA